Podospora anserina S mat+ is the source of this 1716-nucleotide messenger RNA. RefSeq lists its product as uncharacterized. Gene Ontology annotation, biological process: pyrimidine nucleobase biosynthetic process; CTP biosynthetic process. NCBI's taxonomy places the organism in Eukaryota, Fungi, Ascomycota, Sordariomycetes, Sordariales, Podosporaceae. The transcript has 8 exons. The record is from RefSeq and is a predicted model, not a curated record. Gene Ontology annotation, cellular component: cytoplasm; cytoophidium. The annotation marks the transcript as partial. Gene Ontology annotation, molecular function: CTP synthase activity; identical protein binding.
GCGGUGGUGUCAUCUCGGGCAUUGGCAAAGGUCACCUCCUCGUCUGGUCUUCUUCUGAAGACGGCUGGUCUCAAGGUCACGGCCAUCAAAAUUGACCCCUACCUCAAUGUUGAUGCCGGCACAUUGGGGCCUCUAGAGCACGGCGAGUGCUUCGUGCUUGCCGAUGGUGGUGAAUCUGAUCUCGAUCUUGGAAACUAUGAGAGAUACCUCGACAUCCAACUAACCAGGGACAACAACAUCACAACCGGCAAGGUCUACCAAGCCGUCAUCGAGAAAGAGAGAAGGGGAGACUACCUUGGCCGAACCGUCCAGGUCGUGCCUCACAUCGUCCAGCAGAUCAACGACACCAUUGAGCGGGUUGCCAAGAUCCCAGUCGAUGACUCGGGUGCGACGCCAGAUGUCUGCAUCAUCGAGUUGGGUGGUACCAUUGGUGAUCUCGAGUCUGGGCCUUUCGUAGAGGCCCUGGUGCAGCUGAGACACAAGCUCGUCAGAGAUCCCGAGUCCUCCUUCUUCAACAUCCACGUCUCCUUCGUUCCACUGAUCCACGGAGAGGAGAAGACCAAGCCCACCCAGCACGCCAUCAGACAACUCCGGAGCUCUGGUCUGGUGCCAGACCUUGUUGCCUGCCGGUGUGAUGCCUCCCUCGACGAUGCCACCAUCAAGAAGAUCGCCUUCAGCUGCCAAGUUGACCUCGACCAGGUCAUUGGCGUGCAUGACAUGGAGACAAUCUACCAGGUCCCUGUCCUUCUUGAGGAGCAAGGUCUGCUCACGCUUUUGCACAAGGGUCUCCAGCUCGACAAGAUUCCUUUGGAUGCUAGCAGAAAGGAGGAAGGUGCCAAGCUGUGGGAUCUCUGGAAGAAGACCAUUGACGUCCCCAAGGAUCUCCAGCCAGUUCAGCUUGCAUUGGUUGGCAAGUACACCUCCCACAUGGACUCCUACCUGUCGGUAGUCAAGGCGCUUGAGCACGCUUCCAUGCACCUCAAGCGCAAGCUCAACCUGAUCAAUGUCGACUCUGAGCAUUUGGAGGAGGCCAUGCUCAAGAAGGACCCAUCCAAGUACAAGGACGCUUGGGCUGUUCUGGAGAGUGUUCAGGGGAUCAUUGUGCCCGGUGGUUUUGGCAACAGAGGCAUCGAGGGUAUGAUUGCGACGGCCAAGUUCGCUCGUCAAAAGAAGAUCCCCUAUCUCGGUAUCUGCCUCGGUCUGCAGGUUGCCGUCAUUGAGGCGGUCCGGGAUUUGCUCAGCAGGCCCAAUGCCACCUCGGAGGAGUUUGACAACAACGCCGAGCACAAGGCUGUCAUCUUUAUGCCCGAGGGCUCCAAGGAGAAGAUGGGUGGUACCAUGAGACUUGGCACACGGCCAACUCUCUUCCAGGCCGGCACCGAAUGGAGCAAGCUCCGUGGCCUCUACGGAGGUGUUGAGGUGACACACGAGCGUCAUAGACAUCGUUAUGAGGUCAACCCUGACAUGGUUGAUGAGCUUGAGAGCAAGGGCUUCCACUUCGUUGCCCGGGACGAUGUUGGCAACCGCAUGGAGGCAUUUGAGCUCAAGGACCACCCAUACUUUGUUGGCUUACAGGCCCACCCCGAGUACAGAAGUAAGGUCACUCGGCCAUCGCCACCAUUCCUGGGCUUCGUGGCAUCCAGCGCUGGGCUCUUGGACAAGGUGCUCAAGGAGAUUGCGGAGGAGAAGGUUGUCGUGAACGGGCAUCACUUUUAG